Messenger RNA from Pungitius pungitius (ninespine stickleback), 2698 nucleotides. RefSeq lists its product as uncharacterized. The record is from RefSeq and is a predicted model, not a curated record. The coding region runs from base 161 to 2005 and encodes 614 amino acids. Gene Ontology annotation, molecular function: GTP binding. The transcript is spliced from 2 exons. Lineage: Eukaryota; Metazoa; Chordata; Actinopteri; Perciformes; Gasterosteidae.
UCACAGACUGACUGCGACUAAAGUCCAAUGUUUCUGUUUGGGUCUGAUCAGACCUCCUCGACACGUGACGUUAACUUAGCCAACACACUCAUUAAGGCUUUAACGGAGAGAAGAACAAACUGACGAGUCUCUGGGUAUCUGGAGGAGACAAGCAUUUGAUAUGGAGGGUGAGAAGGGAGGAAAAGACCCUGACGCCAGGUGCACUGAAGAACUCAGGCUGGUCCUCGUCGGAAAGACCGGCUCCGGCAAGAGUGCUUCUGGAAACACCAUCCUGGGCCGGAGGGAGUUCCUGUCACAGAUCAGUGCGAGCUCUGUCACCCAGAUUUGCCAGCUUGGAAGCUCUGAGGUCGCAGAGGAAGAGGAUGCUGAGGAGGAAGGACAGACCGCCGCCCGGAGGAGGAUGAGGAGAGUCACGGUGGUCGACAUGCCAGGGUUUGGGGACACGCACCUGAGUGAGGAGCAGAUCCAUGCAGAGGUGGCCAAAUGUGUGUGUCUCUCUGCCCCCGGGCCACACGCUUUCCUCCUGGUGGUGCCGAUCGGUCGCUACACAGACAACGAGAACCAGGCUGCCUGCGAGUUGACCAACAUAUUUGGGGAGGAUGCAUUGCAUCACCACACCGUGGUUCUUUUUACCCGAGGUGACGAUCUGGAAGGUAUAGGGAUUGAGGAUUAUCUGUGGCAAACUGCACCUGCUGGGCUGAAGGCUUUGAUUGACAGGUGUGGGGGCAGGUACCAUGUGCUUAACAACAAAGACUCCAGUAACUCUGUGCAGGUGAAAGAACUCCUUAUGAAGGUGGACAAGAUGGCGAAGCAUUCUAGAGAAGAGUUUUACACCAAUGGCAUGUUUUUAGCAGCAGAGGCUGCCAUCAGGGAGGAGCAGAAAAGGAUGUUAAGUGAGCGAGGGCAGGCGGAGGGGGAGGAAGAAGCUAAACUUGCCAAGCGCAGAAAGCACAGCUUGGAGUCGAGAGCAGAUAGAGGAUCAGAGGCGCUCAGGAGGAGGGAGGUUGAGAGAGAUAAUGACGAGGCUUUCAGGGUGGAGAGGUGGACGGAGGAGAGCAGAGGCAACGCCUUCAGCUUCCUGAGGAACCAGUUCAGAGGCAGGCGCAGGGCGGCGAGCAGGCGGCAGUCCAUCCGCUCGUCCUUUACCCGCACGAGGAGGGAGGCCGCGCUGUCCGCCAAUGUGCUACAGAGAAUUAAGACCCUAGUUGCUGCUGGAGCCACAGGCAUGGCCGUGGGGGCAGUGUUCGGGGCAAUCGCCCCCUUAGCGGCCUCGGCCGGGGCAUCUCUGGUUGGGAACUCGGUUGGUUUCGCUGCGAGUCAGUUCGCUGGCAUGUCUGUGGCGGGAGGCACAGGUGUGGGGAAAGCUGUGGGGGCGAUCGUGGCGGCUGCUUCGGGGAAAACCGCAGUGGCUCUGGGGGCGGCAACGGGUGGAGUUUUGGGCGGAUCUGUCGGAGCCAUUGUUGGUGCUGAUGCUGUAAAUCCUAGGGAGGGUGCUCUGGAUGCCCUGGGGCAGGUUAGUCUCAUUGGGGCCUCUGCAGUGGGAGUGGCCGCAGGUGUGGGAGGCACCAUGGGAGCCGGGGCUGCUUUCAGCGCAGCCAUGGAGGGAGCGGCCUUCAGCACGGCAGCCCUUGGCGGAGCUGAAACUGCCUCAGCCCAGAGCAGUUUAUCCUCGGUUGCAGUGCAGCACGCCUCGGCCGGAGCCCUAGCUCAGGAGAUGACUGCCAAUGUCCCACUGGCUGCUGGGUCUCCCGCUGUUUUGUGUGGCCUAACGGGGCCAUGUGUGGCAUCGGUGGCCAGCAGGGCGGUGUCAGAUCGAUGGGGCCGCAUGGCGGUAUCGUCACGCAUCCUGACUGCAGUUGCUGAGAUAGGAAAGGCUGCAGCAGGCAUUGCUCUGGCUGGUGGUCUGGUGGUGAAGGUGGUAAAGGAAAGAAUAGGAUGUGGCACAGGAACAACAGAAGCCAGUUACUCAGAAAAGAAGUCGUAUGAGGUCUACUGGAACAAAUGAAUGAGGUAAACCCCAGCCAUCACACAAGGAUGAGAUCAUCAUUGAUAUUUUGGUCCCCGGCCUUCUAAUAAAGUAUUAGACUGCACACUCGGUAGCAUGCCCUUCCACAGAGAUGCAAACCCCCUCAAAUAUUCAAUCCCAAUUUGCAAUUGCCGUAUAUUUGUUUGAAGUGUUUGAGGCUGAUGAAUGGCUUCAGGGACAUUUACAAUGUUAGGUGGGCUGACUAAUCUGAAUCCAUUUUUAUGUGGUUGUUAUUCAUCUCACGGCUCGUUGGUUUUGAACACGACCCGUCUUUACACCCACUAGACAAAUAAAAUGACUUGUGGAAACUAGGCUGACGAAAAUGUCGGUCACAGAGUUCAGCUGUGUGAGUUCAGUCUAACGAAUGAUUCCAUGAAGCUUUACAAUUUGACCCUUUGUCCUUCCUAAAACAGGAUCACUCAAAUAUGUGUCGUACUCAUUGCUGUUUUUUGUGAAUGAACAAAGCGUCUGACCUACUCUAUCUAUCCUGCAGUGUUUGUACUUACAGAUGACAGUGGUUGGUUGCCUUGCAGUGUUUCACAUCCUGUCAUAUUUUAAAUAUUAACUAAACCAGAUUUCAACCAAUACUGUCAAUAUACUCAAUGUAACAGUUCAGUGUUAACUUUUCUGCAGUGAAAAAAACAAUAAAAGUCAGUGUUUCUUCUUUCUUUG